This is a messenger RNA of Lachancea sp. 'fantastica', 795 nucleotides long. NCBI's taxonomy places the organism in Eukaryota, Fungi, Ascomycota, Saccharomycetes, Saccharomycetales, Saccharomycetaceae. The record is from the annotation of a GenBank genome assembly.
AUGUCUAACCCAUUCGAUUUGCUAGGCAACGACAUCGAGGACCCCUCCGCGGCGGCUCCGCUACCUCCAAAGGAGCUUGUCAAGAAGACCACGUCGUCCAAGAAGGCCGAUGUGCCUCCUCCAUCUGCUGACCCAUCCAGAGCCAACAAGAACAGACCAAAGCCAACCGGCAACGAAGCUGCUUUCAAAGACAAGAACGGCGGCAGAAAGAACAACAGAUCUAGAGGCGCUCCUGCAGACACCACCAACUCCAAGAGAAGCACCCACGCUGCCAGAAGAUCUUCCGACCGUCAAAACAGAACCGGUAAGGUCGACACUGACAAGAGAGUCAGACAAGGCUGGGGUGACAACAAAAACGAGGUUACCGAAGAGGCUGCCGCUGAAGUGGACGCCCAGGCUGAAAUCGAAGCUGACAAGGCCAACGAGGACGCCCCAGUUUCCAACAAGAAGUCUUUGCAAGACUACUUGGAGGAAACCAACAACCAAGGUCUAAACAAGAGCCCAGUCUCCAAGAAGACCGUCGACCAAUUGGAAGACGCCGAGUUGUUGGUCAAGAAGGAAGAAGUGUACGCUGAACCAACCAAGGUCAAGAACUUGAAGUCCAAGCAAUUCAAGUCCAAGCAGUACGUUGACUUUGACGUUAACUUCGCCGACACCUCUGCCUCCACCAAGCCAAGAAAGGUUGACAACAACAGAGGUUCUGGCCCAAGACGUGGUGGCAAGCCAAAGACCACCAAGCCUCAAGGUGAGCAGAAGCCUGCUGUCAACGCCAAGAACUUCCCUUCUUUGGCCUAA